UAUAUACACACACCGAAUACCUGUGCGCGAUUAUUCUGCUCAAUUUUAUACACAGUCUGAGAUAUUAAUUAUACAAGUAUGAUUAAAAUAAUCGAAUCUUUUUGUUCAUUUUCUUUAAUUUAAGCUCUCAAAAUACAUCACAGCAAAAAAUAUUAAAUUAAAUAAAAUUUUGUGUGUGCGUAAUGAUGUAAUAGCAAUGUCUUUAAGUGGAACCUAUACAUGGAGUAGGGUCACAAUAAUAAUUGAGAAUAUAUUCGUGCGAUAUAAUCCUAGCACACAGUAGUUUGUGGACGUAGUUUAUGGACGGUUCGCACAGAAGGAACUACAAUGACUUCGCUGCAAAUUUUACAUUAUUAUAUUCUAUGUAUCAUAAUGGUUGUUACUGCACAAUAUAGGAGUGAUUCCGAAUAUAACGAUUUUGAUUUCUAUGAAGAUUUAUCGGCAGAUUCAGGAGGUUCUGUUAAAAAACACAGCAACGUUGGUCAAGAUGAUUUUUAUGUCGCAAAUGUUUUCGACGACACAGAAAACUGGCACGACGCGUAUCCCGACUCGAAUCUCCCUGUCUUUGGGAAUAAUAUCGAUUCCUUUAAGAAGAAGAAUCUGCUUCAAAAUAAGCAGUUUAACUGGUACAAAUUGCCUGAGAAAGUGUACAGAUACACUAAGCAUCGAAUUCCCGGAUACGAUUAUGAUGAAUUUGAUUAUAUACAUUCCAAAAGUUUUCACAAAUGCGAUGACAAAUCAAUCUGGACACAUUGUCUUUGUCAAUUUACGUGUUUGAAGCAAGAUGUAGUAGACUGUUACACACCGUGCAGAAGCGGAUGCGAGUGCAGAGAAGAAUACGUUUUCGACGAGAAAACGCAAAAAUGCCUAUUACCCGAACAAUGUUCGUCAGAAGACAAUUAUAAUUACCAAAUGUAA
Molecule: messenger RNA, 918 nt
Organism: Camponotus floridanus (Florida carpenter ant)
Lineage: Eukaryota; Metazoa; Arthropoda; Insecta; Hymenoptera; Formicidae
Exons: 2
Coding region: 328-918 (196 amino acids)
Source: RefSeq, a predicted model, not a curated record